Priapulus caudatus is the source of this 2483-nucleotide messenger RNA. RefSeq lists its product as uncharacterized. The transcript is spliced from 2 exons. Bases 321 to 1550 code for a protein of 409 amino acids. The record is from RefSeq and is a predicted model, not a curated record. NCBI's taxonomy places the organism in Eukaryota, Metazoa, Priapulida, Priapulimorpha, Priapulimorphida, Priapulidae.
ACCGCCGUCUCCUCUCCCACAGGUCUGUCAUGCGUGUCUAGUGGCAUGACCAGUGGCAUGUCCAGUACCGGAGCCACGAGUCCCGGACCACAUGGACACAGUGUCAACCCCUACGUGUUCAUGGACAAGCUCGCAAAGAUCAUUGGUGUUGACACCCCACAUUCUUCGUGAUUAACGUGGAUACCUGUCACUAUAGCAAUGACCCUAACCAUAGCUGUCACUAUGGCAUUGACCCUAACCAUAGCUGUCACUAUGGCAAUGACCCUAACCAUAGCUGUCACUAUGGCAAUGACCAUAACCAUAGUUGUUAGCCUGUCAUUAUGGCAAUGACCCUAAUCGUAGCUGUCACUAUGGCAAUGACCCUAACCAUAGCUGUCACUAUGGCAAUGACCCUAACCAUAGCUGUCACUAUGGCAAUGACCCUAACCAUAGCUGUCACUAUGGCAAUGACCCUAAUCAUAACUGUCACUAUGGCAUUGACCCUAACCAUAGCUGUCACUAUUGAAAUGACACUACAGAUAGCUGUCACUAUUGAAAUGACACUACAGAUAGCUGUCACUAUUGUAAUGACACUACAGAUAGCUGUCACUAUUGAAAUGACACUACAGAUAGCUGUCACUAUUGAAAUGACACUACAGAUAGCUGUCACUAUUGUAAUGACACUACAGAUAGCUGUCACUAUUGAAAUGACCCUAAUCAUAACUGUCACUAUGGCAAUGACCCUAACCAUAGCUGUCACUAUUGUAAUGACACUACAGAUAGCUGUCACUAUUGAAAUGACCCUAAAGAUAGCUGUCACUAUUGUAAUGACACUACAGAUAGCUGUCACUAUUGUAAUGACACUACAGAUAGCUGUCACUAUUGUAAUGACACUACAGAUAGCUGUCACUAUGGAAAUGACCUUGAACAUAGCUGUCACUAUGGCAAUGACCACAACCAUAGCUGUCACUAUGGCAAUGACCCUAACCAUAGCUGUCACUAUGGCAAUGACCCUAACUAUAGAUGUCACUAUGGCAAUGACCCUAAUCAUAGCUGUCACUAUUGAAAUGACCCUAACCAUAGCUGUCAAUAUUGAAAUGACACUACAGAUAGCUGUCACUAUUGAAAUGACACUACAGAUAGCUGUCACUAUUGAAAUGACACUACAGAUAGCUGUCACUAUUGUAAUGACACUACAGAUAGCUGUCACUAUUGUAAUGACACUACAGAUAGCUGUCACUAUUGUAAUGACACUACAGAUAGCUGUCACUAUUGUAAUGACACUACAGAUAGCUGUCACUAUGGAAAUGACCUUGACCAUAGCUGUCACUAUGGCAAUGACCCUAACCAUAGCUGUCACUAUGGCACUGACCCUAACCAUAGCUGUCACUAUGGCAAUGACCCUAACCAUAGAUGUCACUAUGGCAAUUACCUUAAUCAUAGCUGUCACUAUUGAAAUGACCCUAACCAUAGCUGUCACUAUUGAAAUGACACUACAGAUAGCUGUCACUAUUGAAACGACCCUACAGAUAGCUGUCACAAGAGAUCACGUUAAACGUAGCUACUGUUAGUAUAGUGUCUACCGCAUAGGUAUUUGUCAUUUAUCGUCAGCCAUGAAUAUCUACUGUAGCAUUAUAGUUCGACCAAUGCACAGACUGACCGCUAGAAUUUAGUGACGAUGUUGUUGUUGUUGUUGUUGUUGUGAAACGUUGAAUCAACACACAGAGAGACUAACGAGUCUAAUGCGCUCACUAUGUCACUAUUGCAUGACCUAAGCUUUAGUGUUAGGAGACACGGGUCAGUUAGUCAGAUACAUAUACGGUAACUCUACGAUAUAUAUGAUUAGUGACCAUUAUUUUCAUGUGCGAAAGGUUAUGUCUAAAACCAAUAUCACGUACUAAAAUGUUUUUGACAACGACACCCUGAAUCGUUAUUAUUAUCAGGAUGAAUGUGUAAUUUGUUUUAAUUCGCUCCUUUUAUCGUUCAAGCCAUGUGAUAAAGCUUCGUGGCGUGGUAGGGAGUGAGAGACCAUGGAUGAGGAUGAAAUUUUAAUCUGUUGCUGAUUUCACAAUUUAUGUUAGUGUCAAAUGCGUUCAUGUGAAGAGUGUACUACUGGUGUACUGCGAAAGGUCUUCAGCAUCUUCAGCGAUGGCCUUGUAGAUGUAAAAGUAUAUUUCUAAAUUUGCAUAACCCAUUUUUGUCUGCUACUUGUAAUUAUAUGAAUUGUAUUAUGUUUAUUGGGCAGCUGAUCUUCGCAAAAUUAGCUAUCAGUUUUCCAGGUGGCAUUGAAUGAAAUCGACCUUGUGCCAAGUAAUGCUUUGAUAGUGUUUUGUUUUGCUCCAAUUUACUGCAAUUAAUUCAAGUGUUAACUAAUGUAAAUGUGUAUAUUACACUACAUCGUUAUAGACAAGUGCAGAUACUAUGCUGUAUUUUACUGAAUAUUGACCACUGUAUGUCAAUUUGUUAUUUCGUGAAGUUAAAAAAUACAUGCUUUGAUAAAGCAA